Messenger RNA from Cololabis saira (Pacific saury), 1587 nucleotides. RefSeq names its product G patch domain containing 3 (gene gpatch3). Lineage: Eukaryota; Metazoa; Chordata; Actinopteri; Beloniformes; Belonidae. The record is from RefSeq and is a predicted model, not a curated record. Gene Ontology annotation, biological process: negative regulation of type I interferon production; positive regulation of DNA-templated transcription; negative regulation of RIG-I signaling pathway. Gene Ontology annotation, molecular function: nucleic acid binding. Bases 14 to 1525 code for a protein of 503 amino acids. The transcript has 7 exons.
AACGUAAACAGUCAUGGCGGACUCAGAAGACCAACGUCCCUUGUUCUUUGCGAUCAGCAACAUUCCUGAAACUUUCCGCUCUGCAGACCUGAGAAAUUACUUCAGCCAGUUCAUAGAGAGCGGCGGGUUCGAGUGUUUCCACUACCGACACCGGCCGGAGGUCCUCAGGGCGUGUGAGGGGCCCGGAGGGGCCGGCAGUCCCGCGUCCUCCCCGGACCCGGACGGGUCCUCGAAGAACAAGGAGGUGAAAUCCUGCUGCUGUGUCGUGUCCGUCCGAGCCCGGGACGCGGACAGGUUCUUCAAGAUGUAUGCGGGGAACCACUGGAUCGACUCUGGGGGAGCCUGGCUGUCCAGGCGCUGCGUUAUCAGACGAGUGAAGGUUUCUGAAGACAAAGAUGAAGAGUCCUUUCCCUACAAAACAAAAUAUGAACAGCGGCAACAUGUUUCCCUAACGGAGCAUUUCACAGAGGCUGAUCUCAGAAGCUUACCUGAACUAAAUCCACCUGCUUUGAUGCAAAAUGGGAAUGUGGGUACAUCAGUGAAAAUUUUCCUCCAGCUUAUCCAAUCCUGCCGCCUGCCUCCGCGGCUCAUACGAAAGUUGGGCCUCACCUUCCCAAAAACCAGUUCCAGUCGCCGCUACGGAAAUGUACCCUUCCAGUAUCGCGGUACCCGCAUCCUUCCAGCGACAGAAGACACUGUAUUAACAGCAACUGGACAUGAAAUAUCAGGACCAGGCUCUUGGGCUGCUCCAUCCACAAGAUCAAGACCGCUGUUUGGUCGCAUCCCAGAAAACAUGGAAGCUAAUGAGAAACACGAAGAAGUGGAAGAGGAGGAUGUACAGUCAAAUGCAGAUGAUGAUGAUGACUGCUGUGAGGAGUGGGAGCGUCAUGAAGCUUUGCACGAUGAUGUAACAAGCCAGGAGCGCAGCAAAGAAAGGCUGUAUGAAGAAGAGAUUGAGUUAAAGUGGGAAAAGGGGGGUUCGGGCCUGGUUUUCUACACAGAUGCUCAAUAUUGGCACGAAGAAGAAGGAGAUUUUGAUGAGCAAACGGCAGAUGACUGGGAUGUUGACAUGAGUGUUUAUUAUGAUAAAGAUGGAGGUGAUAUGGAUGCUCGGGACUAUGUCAGAAUGCGGUACGAAAAGAGGCUGAGAGAGGGUCAAGAGGAUGGAUCAGGCCACAAUCAAACUAUUGGGAACUUUGAGAAGUUCACUAAAGGUUUUGGUCGACGCGUAAUGGAGAAGCAGGGCUGGAAGGAUGGUGAAGGACUGGGAAACAGCCAGGUUGGAAUUCCUGACGCUCUAGAAAAUGAAGGCCAACAUCCCAACUGUAAAAGAGGCUUUGGGUAUCAUGGAGAAAAACUGCUAUUGCAUCCUUGGAAAAAGACCAGAAAAGAGAAUCUUAUAACUACAAUAUAUGAUGAACCCAAUGAUAUAGAUGGAGGCGACCCGUUACUGAGACGCCAACCAAACACCAGCAUGAAAUACAGAGGAUGGCAACCAGGGGGCAGCAUUGGCCCACGAAGAUGACCAUAGUUCAAAUUCAGAUGUAAAAUAACUACUGUGUAAUAUUUUGUCUAUUUUUUUAUUAA